This is a messenger RNA of Rangifer tarandus platyrhynchus (Svalbard reindeer), 2448 nucleotides long. The record is from the annotation of a GenBank genome assembly. Lineage: Eukaryota; Metazoa; Chordata; Mammalia; Artiodactyla; Cervidae.
AUGGGGGCUCCGCGCCGCCGGCCGCGCGUGUUCCCCGGGUCCCCGCCGGGGCCGUCGCUCCUACUCUUCCUCCUGCUCCUGCGCCCGCCGGGCCUCGGUCUCGCCUCCCCGAGGCUCUUGGACCACCCGGCGCCUGUGUGUUCCCAGGAGGGGCUGAACUGCACAGUCAAGAACAGUACCUGCCUGGACGACAGCUGGAUCCAUCCUCGGAACCUCACCCCCUCAUCCCCCAAAAACGUGCAGACCCAGCUGCGCUUUGCCAGCACGCAGCAAGGACACCUGCUUCCUGUGGUUCACAUCGAGUGGACACUGCAGACCGAUGCCAGUGUCCUCUACCUGGAGGGGGCGGAGCUGUCCAUCCUGCAGCUGAACACCAACGAACGUCUGUGUGUCAGGUUUGAGUUUCUGACCACACUGAGGCAUCAUUACAAGCGGUGGCGGUUUGCCUUCAACCACUUCGUGGUAGAACCCGGAGAGGAGUACGAGGUGACCGUCCACCACCUGCCUAAGCCCAUCCCUGACGGGGACCCAAACCACCAAUCCAGAAACUUCCUGGUGCCCGACUGCGAUGACCCCAGGAUGAAGGACACCACACCAUGCGUGAGCUCAGGCAGCCUGUGGGACCCCAACAUCACCGUGGAGACCCUCGAGGCCCACCAGCUGCGGCUGAGCUUCACCCCGUGGAACGAGUCCACCAGUUACCAGGUCCUGCUGCAUAGCUUCCCGCUCGCAGAGAACCGGAGCUGCUUCCGACAUGUUGUCGACCUGCCCGUGCCUGCACAGGAAGCCGCCCAGCAGCGCUGCCACAUCACGGUCACCCUGCCGGACUCCAGCUGGUGCUGCCGGCACCAUGUGCAGAUCCAGCCCUUCUUCAGCAGCUGCCUCAACGACUGCCUCCGACACUCGGUGUCCGUGCCCUGCCCAGAGGUCCCGCACACCCCAGACCACACGCCCCUGUGGGUGUCUGCGUUCAUCACAGGCCUCUCCAUCCUGCUCGUGGGCUCUGUCAUCCUGCUGAUCCUCUGCAUGACCUGGCGGCUACCAGGUAAGGAGAUCCUGCCCACCGCCACCAGCCUGAGCCCCCCGCCCCUGAAGCCCAGGAAGGUCUGGAUCGUCUACUCUGCAGACCACCCCCUCUACGUGGACGUGGUCCUCAAGUUCGCCCAGUUCCUGCUCACCGUGUGUGGCACCGAAGUGGCCCUGGACCUGCUGGAGGAGCAGGCCAUCUCGGAGGUAGGGGUCAUGACCUGGGUGGGGCGCCAGAAGCAGGAAGUGGCGGACAGCAACUCCAAGAUCGUCGUCCUGUGCUCCCGAGGCACCCGGGCCAAGUGGCAGGCCAUGCUUGGCUGGGAGGAUGCCGCCGCCGUGCAGCUCCGCUGUGACCGCGGGCAGCCGGCGGGGGACCUGUUCACGGCGGCCAUGAACAUGAUCCUGCCGGACUUCAAGAGGCCGGCCUGCUUCGGCACCUACAUCGUCUGCUACUUCAGCGACAUCAGCUGCGAGGCGGACGUGCCCGACCUGUUCAACAUCACCUCCCGCUAUGCGCUCAUGGACCGGUUCGAGGAGGUCUACUUCCGCAUCCAGGACCUGGAGAUGUUCGGGCCGGGCCGCAUGCACCGGGUGGGGGCGCUAGCGGCCCAGAACUACCUGCAGAGCCCCAGCGGCCGGCAGCUCUGCGAGGCCGUGCAGCGCUUCCGCCGCUGGCAGGCCCAGCGCCCGGACUGGUUCGAACUGGAGAACCUCCGCUCGGCGGAGGGCCAGGAACUCCAGUCCCUGGACGAGGAGGCCUUCGAGGAGGAGCCGCUGCCCGGAGGAGGGAUUGUCCGGCAGGAGCCGCUGGUGCGGGAGCCCACUUCCCAGGACCACCUGCUGGUGGAGCUGCUCCUCGCCGGGGAAGGAGGGGGCGGCGUGGCGCGGCUGGAGCCCCAACCCCGGCCCUCGGGGCAGCCAGCAGCCCCAACGCUCCAGACCAUGGUGGUCCCGGUGGACAGGGCCCCUCGGGCUCAGGUAGUGGAGCCCGUCCCACAGGAGGUGGGCAGCGGCGCUGGCCGGCUGGCCCUGGUGGAGGAAGACGAGGCCUGCCCGCUGCUGGGGGGCCAGGGUCCCCUGCGGAACAGCGUCCUCUUCCUCCCCAUGGGACGGCUCCCGCCCCCGCAGCAGAGCCCGAGCCUCCAGGAUGUGCUCACGCCCCCCGAGGAGGAGCAGCGGCGGUCUGUGCAAUCGGACCAGGGCUACAUCUCCAGGAGCUCCCCGCAGCCCCCCGACGAUGACGACGACGACGACGGGGAGGGCGUUGGGGAGGAGGAUGGGGGGCAGCCGCUGUCCCCUCAGGGCCUGGAGAGCCUGCGCAGCCUCCAGCUGCUGCUCUUCUUCCAGGAACUUAGCAAGAACCCUGGUCUUGAGCCGGAGGGGCCGCCAUGCGGGACCCUCCCCCAGCCGGGGCGGUGA